CAACUAAGAUCAGAAGUCCUCAACCUCUUUUGAACUCUCAGCUCCAUUCGAAUUCAGCACCGCACAACUCUGCUGCUGCAGCUUCUUACCACGUGCUCUUUUCGUGAUCGUUAGUUCGCCCUUUCCUCUUCGACGAACUUCGCAGUCGUCGCCAUGGCCAGGUCGCUAUCGUUCGCUCUUUUGGCUCUCCUCAUCGUCGGUGUGGUUGUUCCCCUGGCGACAGCGCAGAAGGUGUCGCUGUACGAGAAGAACCUGAACGACGCAAUCGCUGUCGUCAAGGCGAAACCUGGUUACAAGGCCUUCGCCUCGCUCGUCGGCGCAAUUCUUAAGCAGUCCCAGCUGAAGAAGCUCGUCCAGCAGAAUCUGACGAUCUUUGUGCCCAACGACAAGGCGCUCACCGAUUUCAACCUCACCCAAUACGCCACGGCCGACCUCCUCAAAGUCGUCAAGUACCACGCCGUCAAGGGCGCCUACACGUUCGCGCAGCUUCAGGCGCUCGCUGCGUCCGGCGGCAAGCUCCAGACGACCCUCGGGCUGACGAUUGGACUGACCAAGGCGAAGAGGGGCAUCGGGAUGUUCGGCAUGGAGAAGAUCGGCGCCGCUGUCCUCGAUAAGGACAUCUCCGUUAAGCCGACGGUCGUCGCGCAAGGGAUCUCCCGCGUGCUCAAGCCCAAGGGUUUCGUGAUCAAGGGCGCGGCGAGUUCCGGUACUCCUGCGACGACCACGCCUAAGACGAAGACUCCUGCUCCUAAGACCACCGCUCCUAAGGCGGCCUAAGACGGGUUUACUUCGGACGCUGACUGGCUCCGAGCCAGGAGACGGAGCUACUAUUAUACAGCAGCCAGCGCCAGCAGCCAGGGGAUUCUUCUAAGAUGCUACUGGGUCUGUAGAGGGCUUUAUGACGGCGCAUUCAGUGCCUGAUCCCAGCCUCUAGGACCCUGUGGGUCUGUCUCCUACGGUGGUGUUGGCAGCAGCGGCGGUGGAGAGCUAAUUUAUUCCCUUCUCGGAAAACCAAAAAUAAGUCUAAUACGUUAGAAUUAGAAACGAGGCCAGUGCGUUGUUGCACGGCCAAUGACGUGUAGGCAAAUGAUGUUUAUUAUUAUUUUGUUGAAUCACGGUUUUCGAAAUGUUAGAAACAAGCAAACACUGAAUGUUGAA
Molecule: messenger RNA, 1158 nt
Organism: Closterium sp. NIES-67
Lineage: Eukaryota; Viridiplantae; Streptophyta; Zygnematophyceae; Desmidiales; Closteriaceae
Source: the annotation of a GenBank genome assembly